UAGCACCAUUUGUGUGGGCAGUCAAAAUAUCGUUCCCAUCAGUUUAUUUCUAAGACGAUGAAUCCCACAACACACGGUUGCUUCAGUGGCCAGACCAACAGGUACUCAUAUUUCAAAGUUUUUGAAAUUGGCGUAAGGAGGGGUUAUAGCGGCUUCCUCUACAGACUUCUCUGAGGAAGUCAUGUGCAGACUGGAAUGGCAAUCUAAGGAACGCCGUUAGUUUUUUUUUUAGUUUUUUUUUGUUUACAGCCCUCAAAGAUUGUAAAAGGAGGCCUAUUUUGGAGCGUUCGCGGUGUUCAAAAGAGCAAACAACUCGACGAAGAAGAGAAGACAGAGCGACCACCGGAAUAUUGGGACCGCAUGAUUGUUGUUUGGGUUUGGGCGGCCCAUUGAAAGACAGCGAUGGGCCAAACCUCCGUGUCCACUCUGUCUCGUAACGCUCGCGUUGAUGGACUGGAAAAUGGUUCCCUGGCGAACAGCGAUGUGGUGGUGGGAGGCACGCUGACGAGUCCGCAGCAGCAGAAGCAGAAAGGCAAGCUCUCCACCCUGGGCAAGAUCUUCAAGCCCUGGAAGUGGCGCAAGAAGAGGACCAGCGAGAAGUUUCAGGAUCUCUCCAAAGUUCUAGAAAGAAAAAUCUCCACGAGACAAAGCCGGGAGGAGCUGAUUCGACGUGGUGUCCUCAUUGCCGAUCAAGAUGAGCCCAUGGUCUCGGAGAACCACAAUGGCCAUGCCACGCAGGUGGUGACCGUUGAGGAGGUCAAAGUUGAAACUGACGCAUCAGAGGCGCCCAGUGACUUAAAAGUCCAGGCUGAAGCUGACGGUGAUGAGAAAGCAGAUAUGGGUGCUGUGCCCCCUCUCUGUGCCCCAGCACCCAAAGAAAAGAGCGAGCCUCCUCCGACCAAGCCCAAGGGAACUCCGUCAAGAGCGCGGGAUGCCCCCUCUAAAAAAACGAGCGCAGGCCCCAAGUCAUCGUCUGGGGCGACAGGGACAGGUGGCGGGAGGCGGGGGGAAGGUCAGAGCGCAGCUAAAAAGCUUCCCAAAGCCUCAUCGAGGCAGGGCUCCACUGCACCACUAAAACAAAACCCUCGAAACACUAACACGCGCACCAACGCCAAGUCAUCCAACCAGAAGAAGGCGAGUGCUGCGUCCAAAGACAGCGGUCAGCCCCACGCCUCAUCCUCCUCCACUGCCAAGGCGAAGACCGCUGCUGCUAAAGAGAAGAGAGGGGAAGAAUCCAAAACGGCUGGGACUAAAUCGGGGAAGAAAACCGACUCCUCAUCCUCACGAUCAUCACCCAGAGCUCCCAAGGCGACCAUAGAGACCUCUCUCUCCGAGGACUCUGGCAAUGGGAAAAGUUGUCCAAAGCCAAAGCAGCAGCAGCAGCCGCAGCAGUCGGCGGGGGGGUCAGCCACCACUGCAGAGGUAGGACCCUCUCAUGACGGUGAGGUGACUGUGGCGGCUGGGGGAGGGGACGGUAAGGGUGAGACGACGACAACGCUGUCGGACACUGACCAAAAGACAGUCACUCACGUCACAGACACCAUCUCCUCCUCAGAGGAGGUGCCCCCUCAGGUGAAGGCUUCAUCAGAAUGUCCAGAGGAACCAGAGAGGGGGACGCAAACCCAGGAGACCCAGGAGAACAGCACGGAUCACUCACCAGAAGACAAGCAAGGUUGUGAUGAGCACAAGAGGACGGAGGCUGUGAAUGGGGACAGGUCUGCUGCUGCCGUCCACAACCCCAGACACAGCCAGUCUAGUAUUACAGACUCCGACUCGGAUGGACCCAUCCUGUACAAAGACACAGAAGAGGACGAGGACGAGGACGAGGACGACUACACCUCAGGUUCACUGGCCAGCAAAAUCAGGAGGCGGGACACCCUGGCCAUGAAACUGGGGAACCGGCCCACCAAGCAGGAACUAGAGGAGAAGAACAUCCUGCCCUGCACCUCCGAGACGCAGCGGCACGAGCUCCGGCAGCAGAUCGGCAGCCAGCUGGUCAGGCGUCUGAGCCAGAGACCUACACCAGAGGAACUGGAGCAGAGGAACAUCCUCAAACCGAAGAACGAAGUGGAGGAGCGGGAGGCCAAACAGGAGCUUAAACGAAGACUCACACGGAAGCUGAGUUUGAGACCCACGGUGGCGGAGCUGAUCGCGCGGCGGAUCCUGCGCUUCAACGAGUAUGUGGAGGUCACCGACGCAAAGAUCUACGAUCGCCGCGCAGACAAGCCCUGGACCAAGCUGACCCCAGCUGACAAAGCAGCCAUUCGUAAGGAACUCAACGAGUUCAAAAGCAAAGAGAUGGAAGUGCAUGUGGAGAGCCAAAAGUUUACCAGGUUCCACCGUCCGUGAGUCUGUAAGAUCGUGUCUGCCGGCAAGGGGCAGGAAGGACAGCGCUAUAGGCUCCCUCAUCUUUGGCAGGAAGGACAACGCUAUAGCAAAUAUUUUCUUAGUAGAGAAAGAUAAUUCAAAGUCCGCCCACGAAAUGCAAAGGAGUGUGCUCAAGUUUAGUCUCCUAAGGGGCCGUUGUCCCCUCCUCCUUCUUCUUCUUCUCUUUCUGGGGCAUUUGGUGACGACUUGGAUAAAAUAUGCACUACCGCCAUCUACAGCGCAACUCCAUUCAUUCUCGACCUAAAGUUUCCAAAGGUCUCCUAACCGAAGGUCUGCUGAAGGAGCGCUCAGCUGACAUCAUAUGGAUCCAGGAAAUGUAUGAGCUUGAAGUAUCUUAGGGUACAUUCCAAUAUGCAGACUCCUGUCCUCCACUUGUGCUUGUGGCCUCGCCCCGCCUCCUAGCCCCACAUCUGUGGAGAAAACAGUAAAGUUUCCCAGCUGUCAGCCUAGCCACAACAACUUUUGGGGGACUGUUUUUCAUUCACCAUCCCGAUUGCAAAUGAGAAAAUGACAUUAGAAUUGUGCAUUUGAAAGAUGUUGAAUUCAUUUUCUGUUGUCAGUGACAUCAUCAUGAGGUCACAAGUAGGCAAGGGAGCAAGGGAGGACGCGAGUUUGCAUAUUGGAAUGCACCCUUACUCUACAAGAAGAUGUUUGGCUAUAAGUUCCCUCAUCUCUGGCAGGCAGCUGUCUGGACUACCGGCACAUUCCGCCCUCCUCCACCACCACCACUGACGGGAAACCUAGAUUAUACAAUCCAGUCCACAUAUUCCAAAUGUACCUGUCUGAUUCAACCAGCUAAGAACCAGGCCAUAUGGGGAAAUUAAGGCACUGGAUUCACCUGGUUGAAUUGAUUAAAAAAACAAGUCAUUUGGAAUAUCUGAGAUUCACUAGAUUGAACUAACGAAUCCGAGUUGUCCAUCACUUUCCACCACAAUCAGACUGGACUUUGUGCAAACCGCUUUGUGGAUGUGGAUGGGACAACAACAAGGCAAGGGUUUACCUAUCUGUGGAUGUCUUAAUCACUGGAAGAGGAUGUGCUUGCUGACUAAUGAAGCAUUGUGCACUUUUAUUUGUCUGAUUGAUUGUUUUUAUUGUUUUCUUCUUUAAGUGGCCUGUCUCUUGUUUUGUUAUUUUCCUAAACGUGUCUUUGUCACACACGCACACGCACGCACACACACACACACAGACAGAGACAUUGAGAGGUAAACACACAUACACAGACAGGUCCACACCGCACACACAAACAGGUGUAAAUACAUACACACACAUACUGCCAGUAAAUCCCUUCUCUCUGCUGCCUAUUAUACAAUGAACUACAGAGGGAGGGGAAAUAUCAGGGGACUUUUAUUCUCCCUUUUUUAAUUUGUAAAUGCAAAAUGUCUGCAGUAUUAUUGUUGUGAAUGGCAAGAGUACCUUAAUGCAUGUCAAUAGCUCGUAUGUUACACUCACCUACCCUCGGAAAGCCAUUUUAAACGCUGUGUAGAAUUCCACUGUCAGUGUUCCAUUGUCCAACUGUGUAAUUGUUCAUAAGUGUUUUUUUAUCAGCCUUCAGCCACACAUCUCUGGCUUAUACAUGUUGUAUUAUGUGCAGAUUUGAAAUUAUAUGCUGUAUGUACCGUACCAUGGUUGUAGUAGAAUAUAUUCAGUGUCUUAUAGGGAAAUACUCAGAGAGUGUGGGCCUCCUCACAGGCAUCCAUUUUCUUCAUGUUAGGUCUACCUUGUGUACAAAGUGCCUCCUUACUGCAUUAUUAUGUGCUUCUUGUGUAUUCUAAUUAAUCUAUCCAAAUGCCAAUCCAUGACUUCAUUUUAAAUUCUUUUAACUGUUACGGCUUGACUCUCCUCCCGUCUCUGGAACUACAGCAACCAAGCAAAUUGGUAACACUUAACUUGACACUGGUGUCAUACACAUGACAUUAUGGUGUCAUAACAGUGGUGGGACACAGUCAUGAACAUGGCAUAAACAUUAUGUCAAUGUCAUAAACAUGUUAUGACUCUUGCCAUGAAGUGACAUUCGGUUAUGGUAAAGACAGCCUAAACAAUGUCAACUGUUCAUGACCAUGAAACGUUUGACAAUGACGUAAUGUUUAUGACGCUUUUGACACCGCUUAUGUCACGUUAAGUGUGACCGGCCAAUUUUACUGUCAACUGGCAUAAAAGAGGCGUAUAUAGAGAUUCUUUUUUGUAUUGGGAAGAGAGGGUUUUUUUUUAUUAUUUAAUUGUUUUUUGUACAUAAUGUACAGGACGUGUUAAGAGAAUAUGUUAAUACACCAUCCUUGCUGCA
Messenger RNA from Engraulis encrasicolus (European anchovy), 4669 nucleotides. It is a transcript of the gene phactr2, whose product is annotated as phosphatase and actin regulator 2. Lineage: Eukaryota; Metazoa; Chordata; Actinopteri; Clupeiformes; Engraulidae. The coding region runs from base 403 to 2349 and encodes 648 amino acids. The transcript is spliced from 13 exons. The record is from RefSeq and is a predicted model, not a curated record. Gene Ontology annotation, molecular function: actin binding. Gene Ontology annotation, biological process: actin cytoskeleton organization.